AUGGCGGAGGUCGAGGACCUGACGAUUCGGCCCCAGGGGCCGAGCUCCAUGACUCAUCUCCACUUUCCUCCUCGUGGCAUGCCGCGGCCGAGGCUCGCGCAGGUGCUCAGCGAGCCGAAACUCCGCACAGAGUUCUUCAAGCACGAGGAGACAAAGGAUCGUCAUCAGUAUCGACAGGAGUGGCUGGAGAUGAUGAACGAUCUGGACCAGCAGGUCUUGCAGCGAAAGAGGGACCAAAAGCGGCGGAUUGAGUCAGAGGUUGCGUUGAUCCGUGCGCGCGAGGCCCAUCGCCGGUCAGAGCGUGCAGUGUCCCUGCAGGCGGAGAAGCCCCCAUGGAACUAUCCGGAGCCCAUGGAAUACUUUGAGCGGCCGCGUCCAGGGCUUCUUAUGGAAGCAUCGAACACCUUCCACAAGAACGACUUGCUCAUGGGCAUCUUCGACACGCCGCAUGACAAGCCGGCACACUGGGAGUUCGACACCUUCGGCGGAUGGGCCCCUUUUGCUUCGUCCCAGAGCUUGGCCAAGGAUGCUAAGGAGAAGCCUUUGGAUCCCAAGGCAAAGAUGUACCAAGAGCGUCUCGAGCGGAAGUUGCGGAAGGCAAAGGCACUGGAGAAGCAAGAUCAAGAGCAAAAGUACGGUGCCCUCAAGAAGAAGAGGCUGGAGGAGAACGCAGAUCCAUUCUCUUGCCUGAAGCGGGAAAGACCGGCCUGGACAGAACAGCGUGUCUACACCCACGAGUAUUUCUCCAAGCCUGAGCCUUUCAAACCAAAGGAUUUCUACUACGAGACGGGCAUUGGUGAGCACAUCACCCAGCCGGACAAAGCCUUGAGUUUCGCAAGCGACAUCAUCGUGGGUGACGAGAACCGGAAGAGCUUCUGGAAGGAGCCUCCGAAAGGUGUCGUGAAAGGUACGGCGAUGCGAGCACUCCGCGCUAAGGCAUUGCUGUGUCCAAGAGGCUGCGCUGGGCUACAGGAGGAGCUGGCUUUCGAGGCCGAACGCCAGGAGAUGCACAAGGAAAUGCAGAAGAGCAGAAGUGCACCUUCUCUCAGAAGCACGAAGACCAGUUUGCUAGGGAAGAGGUAG
This is a messenger RNA of Symbiodinium sp. CCMP2592, 1083 nucleotides long. NCBI's taxonomy places the organism in Eukaryota, Dinophyceae, Suessiales, Symbiodiniaceae. The record is from the annotation of a GenBank genome assembly.